AAUAAUUUUAAAAUUAUGAUAAUCAAAAUAAUAAUUUUAAAAUUAUGAUAAUUAUUCUCUAAUUAAUUAUAUGUUAUUUAUGGUAAUUGUCUUAAUUAAACACUAUGCACCGCUCUCACUCUCAGUCACCAUCUUCACUGAAUUCCCAACCCAAAUUUAACAGUUGAAAUUGGGAAAUCAAGCAAAGAUCCAUUCCAAUCCAAACUUGCAGGAUCAAAAUCCCAUUUGCUAGAUUCGCAAGAAAGGCAGACAACUUACUGCAUUUGGGUUCUGAAAAAUGGGACCCCAUAUUGCCAUUCUUGGAGCUGGAACCUUCGUGAAGACCCAAUACAUUCCACGGCUCUCUGAGAUCUCCAACCUCCUCGUUCUCAAAGCCAUUUGGAGCCGCACGGAGGAAUCUGCUAGAUCUGCUGUUGAGAUUGCUCGGAAGCAUUUUCCAGGAGUAGAAUGCAAAUGGGGUGAUAAGGGCCUUGAAGAAAUUAUUGCAGAUAGUUCGAUUCUUGGUGUUGCAGUUGUUUUAGCUGGCCAAGCUCAGGUUGAUUUCUCAUUGAGGAUGCUCAAGGCAGGGAAGCAUGUGCUUCAAGAGAAACCUGCGGCAGCUUCUACAAGCGAAUUGGAAACUGCGCUGUCAAGUUAUAAGUCAAUUGUUGAUAAUGCCCCUGACAAACCAAUUUGGGCUGUUGCAGAAAAUUAUAGAUUUGAACCUGCAUUUGUUGAGGGAAGGAAACUAAUGACUGAAGUUGGAGAUGUGAUGAGCAUCCAAGUUAUUGUUGAAGGAUCAAUGAACAGUUCGAACCCUUACUUCUCAAGCUCCUGGAGGCGUGAUUUUGCUGGAGGUUUCAUUCUGGAUAUGGGAGUACAUUUCAUCGCAGGACUGAGGAUGCUUGCUGGAUGUGAGUUAGUAUCUGUGUCAGCUACAACCUCUCAUGUUGACAAGACCUUGCCGGCACCAGAUAGCAUUUCCUCUCUCUUUCAACUGGAGAAUGGAUGUUCAGGGGUUUUUGUGAUGGUGGUCUCCUCAAGGUCACCAAAGAUAGUUUGGCGAUUUUCUGGCUUGAAGGGGACGCUGCAAAUUGAGCGUGGGAACCAAGAUGGACAGCAUGGCUACGUGGUUUUAUUUUAUGGUUCUGAUGGACAAAGCACAAGCUCCUUCUACCAAUUUAGUGGAGUGGAUGAAGAAUUCAGAGCUUUCUUUAAUGACAUAACACAGGCCACUCUAAAGAAGGGGACUAGCUACGAAGCUGAGCCUCGCAUGUCUUUUUUGGAAGGUGCCAGAGAUGUUGCCGUUCUAGAGGCAAUGCUUGAAUCUGGAACGAAGCAAGGGGCGCCCGUUCAAGUGAAAAAGUUUUGACCAAAUAAUUAGAUCUCUCUCCGGUUGCAGUUGCUUACGGUAUUGAGGUGCAUUAUAAGUUCAAUUUUCUUUUCUUUUUUUUUUCUUUUUUUUUACAGUGAAAUUGUUACGUUGAAAUAAGAAAGGGAAUACAUUUACGUUACAACGUUGAAGAGUUCUAAACGAUUGGUUAUUGCCUCUCGAAUGGUAUCAGGAUUGUAAAGGAGGAGAGUGUAGCUUCUGCAACUACACAUUCAUUAAGAGAAUUCUGGUAAAGCUGUUUGAUUUUUUCUGUUCAA
Messenger RNA from Malus domestica (apple), 1629 nucleotides. RefSeq names its product dehydrogenase FPY6. Gene Ontology annotation, molecular function: nucleotide binding; oxidoreductase activity. Gene Ontology annotation, cellular component: cytoplasm. Lineage: Eukaryota; Viridiplantae; Streptophyta; Magnoliopsida; Rosales; Rosaceae. Gene Ontology annotation, biological process: NADPH regeneration. The record is from RefSeq and is a predicted model, not a curated record.